GCUCCCCUUUCUCUGGCGUCGCCCCCACCUCUGUGCUUCUUGAUCGGGAGGUCGUUGGAGAGCCUUACACCCCAAGUCUGAGGACCCAUCUCACCAAAUCUCCUCAGCCAACACCCCAAUCCCCACCCUCCACACCCUCUUCCACCACCAUAGCCUUUGAGAAUCGACCACGCACAAACUCCUCUGAAGUGGAAGGAGAUGGCGACAAAGAAGAAACGAAAAUUUCUGGAGGGGUCAGAGACCUUCGUGAGGAAGAAGGCUUCCAGAUUGCUGAGGCCUCAGCAGUGUUGCGGAAUGAUCCAUCUGCUCUUCUCAGUCACAAUCCUGAGCGCUCUCGGCACGCCUGGCAUUCUGACUGAUGGUAAGAUCACCCUGAGUGUGACUACACAGCAAAAUGCCAGCGAAGGAUCCCUGAGGCUGUUAUCACCGGAGAAAAACUGGACGUGCGCGGGAGCAGUGCAGAUCUACCUCAACGGGAUGUGGGGAAACGUCUGUGAUGAUCUGUGGGACCUGAAGGAUGCCCAAGUAGUGUGCCAGCAGUUGGACUGUGGCUCGGCGAAGGAGGCGGUGAACUCUUCCGCGUUUGGCAUCGGCAACAGCACCGACAAAAUCUGGCUGAAAAAUCUGGAAUGCAAUGGAGACGAGAAGAAUCUGACACAGUGUCCCUAUAACACAAGGGACUACGGGAACUGUACUCACAAGGAGGAUGCUGGGGUUGUCUGUACUGAGGCACCUGUGUCUCAGGUAGAAAAAGCGUUCAACAAGUGUACCUGGAAAUACUACUGGGAGAAAGGAGAUGACUAUUGUAUACAGCCUAAAGGUUUCCGUUUGGCAGAUGGGGAGACCAAAUGUGAGGGCCGUGUGGAGAUCCUGUACAACGGCUCCUGGGGCACAGUGUGUGACGAUGGUUGGGACAUCGAGGAUGCCAGGGUUGUGUGCAACCAGAUGAAUUGUAGGGCCCCUAUUGAGACCAGCGGCGAGGAGGGAAACCACACAAAAGGAAGUAAUACCUCCGCCAUCCUCCUCAGUAACGUCCAGUGUCAAGGUGAAGAGACUGUGCUGUGGGGUUGUCGGUCGCCCGAUUGGUUGGAGCAAGACUGCCACCACAAGGAGGAUGUCUGGGUCAAAUGUGGGCCCCCUAUUGAUUUGCCAGGAUACAACCCACUGCGUGAUGAUUUCGUGGCAGUGAUGAUCAGCAUCGCACUGACUGUCCUCCUGAUCAUCGUCACCAGUCUCCUUGUCUACCAGAUCCGCAGGAAAGACGAGAUCCCGCUGGAGUACUAUGGCCACAGGCUGGGCCCCGGUGACUAUGGCAUUUACGAGGACAUUGACUACGCUGGAGUGAAACGUCUCUCGCAAAUUUCCCACGUAUCAGAGGCCGAAAGUUCGCUCGGAGAGGGAGAAUACUAUGCAGAUAUAGAUGGAGAGAAAGGGAGCCUCAAGGGAAGCCUGGGCCUUCGGAAGGAGUACUACGAUGACGUGGAGGGCAAUGACAUGGAAAUGCAAGAAGUAAACGGAGGCGGUAAGGAGGGCUAUGAUGAUAUUGGAUCUCCCACUGAACCCAAACAGAAAUCAGGAAUUGCCUGCAAACCAGCUCAGAAGCCCGGAACUGAAUAUUACGAUGACGUUGAUGACCCUGAAUCACUGAAGGAAGGAAUCACCAGAAAAUCGGUUCAGAGUCCAAGGAAUGAAUAUUAUGAUGACGUUGAUGAUCCUGACUCAAUGAAGGGAGGAAUCACCAGUGAACAGGCUCAGAAACCUGGGAAAGAAUAUUACGAUGAUGUUGAUGACCUUGACUCAGUGAAGGAAGGAAUGCUCCAGGCCGGAGAGGUCAAGAAGGCAAGUGGAGGAGAUUAUGAGAACGUUCCGGAUAAUUCCUCAGCUCUGGCUGGGAGAAGAGGACAUUCCACUGGGAUGCUCCAGGCUGGAGUGGUUAAGGAGGCAAGUGGAAGAGAUUAUGAGAACGUUCCGGAACAUUCCUCAGCUCUGGCUGGGAGAAGAGGACAUCCCACUGGGAUGCUCCAGGCUGGAGAGGUCAAGAAGGCAAGUGGAGGAGAUUAUGAGAACGUUCCGGAUAAUUCCUCAGCUCUGGCUGGGAGAAGAGGACGUUCCACUGGGAUGCUCCAGGCUGGAGAGUUCAAGGAAGCAAGUGGAAGAGAUUAUGAGAACGUUCCAGAACAUUCCUCAGCACUGGUUGGGAGAAGAGGACAUCCCACUGGCAUGCUCCAGGCUGGAGAAGUUGAGGAGGCAAGUGGAAGAGAUUAUGAGAACGUUCCGGAACAUUCCUCAGCUCUGGCUGGGAGAAGAGGACAUCCCACUGGAAUCACCUGUGAUCCGGCUCUGAAUCUCGGGAAUGAAUACUAUGAUGACAUUGAUGACCCUGACUCACUGAAGGAAGAACGGGCGCUCCAGGCUGGAGAGGUGGAAGAAGAAAGUAGAAGAGAUUACGAGAAUGUUCUGGAACCUUCUGCAGCUCUGUUGGGGAAAAGAGGAUGCCCCAGUGCUCCUGGACCGAAGGAGUAGCCCUGCGGGAUCCAUUGCUGGGAAGGGCCUCCCGAAUCCACCUUCGCCACCACCACAUCUGUGGGGGAAGGGGUGACAGGGUCUGUCUCUUCUAUUUGUGUUAUUGCUCCUGCUUCCUGAUCAAAGGGUGGACCACAGAGAGCCUACGUCAGAUUUCGGCAUCUGCUUACCCCCACCGCCAACUUGGGUGGGACUGGGUUAACAGGCCGUUCCUCAAAAAUCUGCGGAAUUACCGCUCAAUGGCGACAAGCUUGUGAAUUCUCAUUUCUUUUGCAUUUUGUAGAUUAUCUGAUGCUUGGAAAUUAUUGCAACAUAAAGGUUGUAGUUCCAUUUAAUGGGGCGUUGACAAAAAGAAUGCAUUAA
Molecule: messenger RNA, 2886 nt
Organism: Mobula hypostoma (lesser devil ray)
Lineage: Eukaryota; Metazoa; Chordata; Chondrichthyes; Myliobatiformes; Myliobatidae
Product: antigen WC1.1-like
Exons: 23
Coding region: 199-2523 (774 amino acids)
Biological process (GO): zymogen activation
Cellular component (GO): plasma membrane
Molecular function (GO): serine-type endopeptidase activity
Source: RefSeq, a predicted model, not a curated record